This is a messenger RNA of Nerophis lumbriciformis (worm pipefish), 1386 nucleotides long. The record is from RefSeq and is a predicted model, not a curated record. NCBI's taxonomy places the organism in Eukaryota, Metazoa, Chordata, Actinopteri, Syngnathiformes, Syngnathidae.
AUGCUUGAGCGACGAAGCACCGUUGUCAGGCGGCUGGAUUACCGUAGCACCACCACGAAGAGUCCGUCACGCGGUGGUGACGACGUGAUGGCGAUGUGGGGCCGAAAAAGGUGUGCAGCAAACCUGAAUACGGUUCCUCGGGCCACAUGCUCGCCGACUUCGCGAUUCUACGAGGGUUCCCCCGAGCGAAAGUCCAUUUCAGCUCGCCAACCUACGACCAUUCUGCGCAAAAACAUUAGGAAACGAAUGAUUUUUGACUCUCCGAGUUCAACAAAGACUGCAUCCCCCACGGCUAAGAACACCAACUGCACGCUCCCCUGUAGGAGAUCCUUGUUCAAAAAUGGGGAACCUUCAAGAUCCAUCAGAGAGUGCAACUGCAUCAGACCUGUUGCCAACUUGAAUCCCUUCAUCCCCCUGUCCCUCAUCAUACAGUCUCCUCCACUGAAGAAAAGCCAGUGCAAAAGAACACACUUGUGUUUCGGAGAUGACAGUUCCAGUAAAGCUGAAAGAUACUCUAAGAGGUUGACUGCGAUAAAAAGUGACCCGACGUCCCGGUACUGCUCGGAGUUCCUAGAGCUGGAGAAAAUUGGCAGUGGCCAGUUUGGUUGUGUGUUUAAAUGUGUAAAAAGGCUUGAUGGCUGCGUCUACGCCAUUAAGAGAUCAACAAAACCCCUCUUUGGAUCAGUCGAUAAUCAGUUCACCAUGCGGGAAGUAUUUGCCCACGCCGUGCUUGCCCAGCACCCCAACGUAGUGCGCUACUAUUCAUCGUGGGUCGAAGACAACCACUUGCUCAUUCAGAUUGAGUACUGCGACAGCGGUACGCUGUUUGACGUCAUUGAAUACAACUCCAAGCACCUUAACUUCAUGUCAGAACCAGAACUUAAGGAUCUGCUGCUCCAAGUUGCCCGAGGUCUGGAGUGUAUCCACUCCAUGUCGCUGGUACAUAUGGACAUCAAACCAAGCAACAUUUUCAUAUCCAGGAAGUCCAGAAGCAGCUGUAAUAAUUUGGAUGAGGACAUGUUGACGAGCAGUGUUGUCUACAAAAUAGGUGAUCUUGGUCAUGUGACGCAAGUAACUAGUCCUCAAGUGGAAGAAGGUGACAGCAGAUAUCUGCCCAAUGAAGUUUUGCAAGAAGACUACAGUAACUUGACCAAGGCGGACGUCUUUUCACUUGCUCUGACUGUGGUGAGCGCGUCGGGGGCGGAAGCUCUUCCCUCCAACGGACAAAAGUGGCAUGAAAUACGACAAGGCGAGCUCCCUAUCGGGCCGUGCAGAUUUUCCCAAGAGUUUCACAGUCUUCUCAAGCUGAUGAUCAACCCUGACCCCAAAAAACGACCUUCAGCCUCUGACAUCAUCAGACAUCCAGCAAACAGACUACGUUUGUAA